Messenger RNA from Strigops habroptila (Kakapo), 1778 nucleotides. It is a transcript of the gene TMEM64, whose product is annotated as transmembrane protein 64. The record is from RefSeq and is a predicted model, not a curated record. NCBI's taxonomy places the organism in Eukaryota, Metazoa, Chordata, Aves, Psittaciformes, Psittacidae. The transcript is spliced from 3 exons. The coding region runs from base 528 to 1640 and encodes 370 amino acids.
CCGCCGAGCCCCGUAGCGGGGCCGGGCGUUGCUGCUGCCGGAGCCGAGCCUCCUCCCCCUCCGCUGCGAGCGGCGCCCGGGCUGCCACAUCGGCACCGCCGCUCCAAGAACGCGUUUCGGGGAGCGGAGCGGGAGCCCAGCGCGCCGGGAGAUGGAGCUCCGCUGCUGUCGCCGCUGCCGCCCCCCGGGACUCGCGCUCCGCCAGGGCCGCCACUGCCGGGACGGAGAGCGCGGCGCCGCCGCUGCUGUCUAACGCUGAGGAGGGAGGCAGCGCGGAGGCCGCCGCGGACCGUCCGCCCGCUGGGCCCGCGCGGCGGCGGCGGCGAAGCGCGGCCCCCUCCUCCCCACCCGCCCCGCUGCCGCUUCCCCGCCCCCGCCCGGCCCUCGGCUGGGCUCCGCCGCCGGCAGCCGGGCCAUGGCGGGGCGAUGAGGGAGCAGCCGCCCCUGCCCGCAGGCUGCGUGCGGAGGCGGGGAGCGACGGGGCUGGGCGGGUCCGCAGCGCUAGCGCUGGGCGGCGGGGCGGGGGCAUGUGGGGCGCGGGGGCCGCGGCGCUGCAGCUCUUCUCCCGGGCCGUGAAGCAGGCGGCGGCGCAGGGGGCCCGGCAGGACCUGGGACGCUGGCUGUCCCGAGCCGCAGGGACGGCGGCAGGAGGCGGCGGGGGCACCGUCGGCUUCGUCCCGGCGGAGGCGGCGGGGGGCGAGGGGCUGCUGCUGGGGCCAUACGCGGAGCAGGGCGGGCUGCCGCCAGCGGAGCUGCUGCUUUGCCAGCUGCCCGAGGCGGGCGGCGGCGGGUCCGGGCUGGCCGAGGCCCGGGGCUGGCGCUGCUCCUGCUGCCUCCUGGGCACCUGCUGGUGCAAGAGCUGCCUCAGCGUGUGCGUCCUGGCAGCCCUCUGCUUCGCAUCGCUGGCCCUGGUGCGCCAGUACGUGCGGGACCUCGUGCUCUGGGCCGAGAGCCUGGACAGCCUGGCCGGUGUGCUGCUCUUCACCGUGGGCUUUAUCAUCGUGUCCUUCCCCUGCGGCUGGGGCUACAUCCUGCUCAACGUGGCCGCCAGCUGCCUCUACGGCUUCUGGCUGGGCAUGGGACUGAUGGUGCUCGGCGUCCUCGUGGGCACCUUUGUCGCCCAUGUGGCCUGCAAGCGGCUGUUGGCCCACUGGGCGCGGGCCAGGAUCCAGGGCAGCGAGACACUCAGUGCCAUCGUCCGUGUCGUGGAGGGCGGCAGUGGCCUCAAGGUGGUGGCUCUGGCACGGCUGACGCCGAUCCCCUUUGGGCUGCAGAAUGCCGUCUUUGCGAUUACAGAUUUGUCACUACCCAACUACCUGAUGGCUUCCUCAGUUGGACUGCUUCCUACUCAGCUCCUGAACUCGUACUUGGGCACUACCUUGCGCACCAUGGAGGAUGUGAUUGCAGAGCAAAGUGUUAGUGGCUAUUUUAUAUUCAGUUUACAGAUUGUCAUAAGCAUAGGACUCACGUUUUAUGUCGUUCACCGAGCUCAAGUGGAACUGAAUGCAGCUAUUGUAGCGUGUGAAAUAGAAAUGAAGACAUCACUUGCUAAAGACAGUCAACCAAGCAUCAGUGGUUCAACCACAUACUGCAACAAAAGGACAGUAGCAUUCUCUGGAGGAGGUGUCAAUAUUGUGUGAUUUCAAGUAUUAAUAAAGUAAGGUUUUGUGAACCUAAGCUAUUGCCUAGAAAUACCUAUGGACAAUUCAACUAGUUUAAAAAAAAAAAAAAAAGAAUUUACCAGUGGUUACAGGUUGUACUGUGGCACAAACCAACCG